GAUCCUAAGUGGAUCAACGACUGGCUGGGGAGAGAGGGGGGGUUGAGAAGCCAGGGCAAUACAUUUGGGGGGAAAUUACGUAUGGGAAUCAAGAAAGAAGUGGCAAUAGCCGGCUUCCAGUGCGCUCUGGAUCUCGGACACUCUGAGGUUCUUGGUGGCCUUACGGCCAGGUCGGCCACUUGUAGGAGACAGUUCCAGGUCCGGAGCCGAAUGGGAAGAGUCUGAGGCCCUACAAUAGGCCCGCUUAGUGUUUAGAGUAUACGGAGGGCUAGUGGCUAAUUCCGAAAUAAGAGUGGGGAGCACCCAAGGCGGGCCGGGGUGCGCACCAUAAACACCCCACUUGUUAACUGCGCGGGGGCCCAAGGGCCCUUGAAACAGACCCCGCAGGAGGGCUCACGUCCGAGCGUGGGCGGGGCUAGCCCGGGAACCAGGCCCCCCACUAGCCACGUUGGGGCAGCCCCCACAGCUCCUGGCCUUUGGGCUGAGGUAUUGGGUGUGCGUCUCCUGGCCCAUCAAUACAGAUUACAUAUUUAUAUCAAUCGUGGGCUCAGAGGGCGCCCUCGGAGAGCGGCCCCGCGCCUACGAAACCAAACUGGGAGUGGUCGCGCGGAAACUCUGGCUCAGGAUUGGCUGCGGGCGCCCGCCGCGGUGCGGGGGGAUUGCUAAUCGUAUUCAGCAUGUUUUGCACAAGAAAUGUCAGCCAGAAAGGGCUAUCUGCUCCCUUCGCCAAAUUAUCCCACAACAAUGUCAUGCUCGGAGAGCCCCGCCGCGAACUCUUUUUUGGUCGACUCGCUCAUCAGCUCCGGCAGAGGCGAGGCUGGCGGCGGUGGCAGCGGCGCCGGGGGCGGCGGUGGCGGCGGCUACUACGCCCACGGCGGGGUCUACCUGCCACCGGCGGCCGACCUGCCCUACGGGCUGCAGAGCUGCGGGCUCUUCCCGGCUCUGGGAGGCAAGCGCAAUGAGGCGGCGUCGCCGGGCGGCGGCGGCGGCGGCGGGGGCCUAGGUCCUGGGGCGCACAGCUACCCGCCCGCGCCUAUAGACCUGUGGCUAGACGCGCCCCGGUCGUGCCGGAUGGAGCAGCCCGAGGGGCCGCCGCCGCCGCCACCGCCCCAGCAACAGCCACCGCCCCCGCCGCAACCACCCCAACCCCCGCCGCAGGCCACCUCGUGCUCUUUCGCGCAGAACAUCAAAGAGGAGAGCUCCUACUGCCUCUACGACUCGGCGGACAAAUGCCCCAAAGGCUCCACCGCCGCAGCCGAGCUGGCUCCCUUCCCGCGAGGCCCGCCGCCCGACGGCUGCGCCCUGAGCACCUCCAGCGGGGUGCCAGUGCCCGGCUACUUCCGCCUCUCCCAGGCCUAUGGCACGGCCAAGGGUUACGGCAGCAGCGGCGGCGCACAGCAGCUCGGCGCCGGCCCGUUCCCCGCUCAGCCCCCCGGGCGCGGCUUCGACCCGCCACCCGCACUCGCCUCCGGCUCAGCGGAUGCAGCCCGGAAAGAGCGAGCCCUCGAUUCACCGCCGCCCCCCACGCUGACUUGCGGUGGCGGCGGCGGCGGGGGCUCGCAGGGCGACGAGGAGGCGCACGCGUCGUCCUCGGCCGCGGAGGAGCUCUCCCCAGCCCCUUCCGAAAGCAGCAAAGCCUCGCCCGAGAAGGACUCCCUGGGCAAUUCCAAAGGCGAAAACGCAGCCAACUGGCUCACAGCAAAGAGCGGCAGGAAGAAGCGCUGCCCUUACACCAAGCACCAGACGCUGGAGCUGGAGAAGGAGUUUCUGUUCAACAUGUACCUUACUCGAGAGCGGCGCCUAGAGAUCAGCCGCAGCGUCCACCUCACGGACAGACAAGUUAAAAUCUGGUUUCAGAACCGCAGGAUGAAACUGAAGAAAAUGAACCGAGAAAACCGGAUCCGGGAGCUCACAGCCAAUUUUAAUUUUUCCUGAUGAAGCUCCAGGCAACGCCGUUUUUUUUUUCCCCGCUGCCAGAGAGCCGUUCUCCUCCCUCUGUCUUCGGCCUCUGCCCAGGAACUCGCACCUGUGCCGGAGCCCCAUUCCUCCCUCCCACACUCGCCAUCUCGCUGGCCGUUACAUCUGUGCAGGGCUGGUUUGUUCUGACUUUUUGUUCCUUUGUUUGCUUGGUGCUGGUUUACUUGUUUUCUGGGGGAAAAAGCCAUAUCGUGCUAAAUUUCUAGAGAGAGAACUAUUAUCCUGAAGUGUCGAGCGGCGACUGGGCUGGUUUGCUGUCUCGGGGUUCCUCUGCUGGAAAUGGCUCCGGUCCUCCCGGUGGAGCUGGUUUCCUGCGGGGGCGGGCAAACCUAGCCGGAAGGCCGAGGUCCCAUUGUAGGCGCUGAGGUGUCUGGCCUGAGGUCAAUGGUGCAAGGAGCCGCCACCGGGCUCGCCUGCCUGGAGUGCUGGGCUGUGUUUAAUCAGGGGACACAGGCCCCUGGGUUUCUUUUUUCUUUCUUUCUUUCUUCCUUGGCAAAGAGAAGGGCUUACAGGCAUGGACAUGCAGGCUGGCAAAAGGGCUUGACUUUGGCUGAUUAAAAAAUUGAGAGUAAGAAAGAUUAAUCUUUCCUUCCUCUGUAAGAUAUCCCAGCUUUAAAAGGAAAAAAAGAAAAAGAAAAAGAAAAAAAAAAAAGAGCAACCAGGAGAAGGAAACUUCUCUUCCAGUUUGUGUUAGUCUUGCAUUGUGGGACUAAAUUAUUUCACUUACCUCUGAAUUUCCAUAUCCUUCUGCCUGUAGAUAAAUAACCUAAGGUAGUUUUGUUUAUGCGUGUGGAUUUAGUGGGGUUUUUUUGUCAUUAAUUGUUACCACUGGUAACACACGACAAGCACACCGCAAUUCUCCCUGUCUUGUGGAGAGUUUUCUUUCUCAUUUUCUUUUUUCUUCUUCCUCUUUCUUUUUCCUUUCUAAAAUUCAUAGAACCCAAGGAGGGCUGGGGCAAGCGGAAUAGACUAGAGAAGGGAGACUUUGUUUGGGUUUCCUUUAUACUGUGAAGUUACAUGCAUAAAAGGGUCAAACCUGUAGGUGCAGAAAAAGAAAAAUUAUAAAUACAAAUCUGUAUAAAUGUCUAUUAUUAUGAAAAAUUGCCAAUCUUGUUUUAUGCAAAUGCAUUCUAUCGUUAUUAUAAAUGUUAGUUCUAGCUCUAUUUACUUCUAAUCUUAAAUCAGAAUAAAUUAAUAUUGUAAUGCUGCUGUGCGUGGAAAAAAGACGAUGUUUAUGUUCUUAUAGAAGAAUAAAAGCUGUGGAAUGAA
This is a messenger RNA of Neofelis nebulosa (Clouded leopard), 3246 nucleotides long. RefSeq names its product homeobox A10 (gene HOXA10). Lineage: Eukaryota; Metazoa; Chordata; Mammalia; Carnivora; Felidae. The transcript has 2 exons. Gene Ontology annotation, molecular function: RNA polymerase II cis-regulatory region sequence-specific DNA binding; DNA-binding transcription factor activity, RNA polymerase II-specific. Bases 694 to 1935 code for a protein of 413 amino acids. The record is from RefSeq and is a predicted model, not a curated record. Gene Ontology annotation, biological process: regulation of transcription by RNA polymerase II. Gene Ontology annotation, cellular component: nucleus.